Messenger RNA from Prorocentrum cordatum, 830 nucleotides. The record is from the annotation of a GenBank genome assembly. Lineage: Eukaryota; Dinophyceae; Prorocentrales; Prorocentraceae.
GUGCAGUUUGUUGAUCCGACUGCCACUGCUGGCGCUUGGCGCCGUGGUGGCAAGCCUGGUGCAAGCAAGAACACCACUGGCGCCACCAAGCCCUUGGACGGUCAGCAGGUCGAGGCCUUCGCCGCCAUGUCUGAGGAGCACUACGCCAACGCCGCGCUGCUGCUCACCCACAGCCAGCGCGCCCAAGUGGCAGCUGUGCGGGCCCAGCGCAGUGGUGACCCGCAUGCGCUGUCCAAGGCCGCACAGCAGGAGCACGGGCAGCUCAAGACCAAGUUGGCCGCUAUUGACAACAAGUUGCCCAAGGCAGCUGACCGUUCGAAGCAGGCCUGGACUCAGAUCGCAGGCGAUGUGCCACAAGGUGAAGCUGAAUCACCUGAACGUAUUUUGUUCCAGCGUUUCCAACAGCUCGACCCCAGCCUGGCAAUGCAGUUCAGUCAGUUGCUCACCGCCAAGACGCGGGUCGAACACCAGCAAGCUGCUCAGCGCGCUGCCGCCGCGCCGCCGACUGACAUGGCGACCCUCGUGCUUCCAGGUGACACGGCCAGAGCAGCUCCAGUUCAACUGGUGUCUGAUCAAGAGAGUGAGGCCGACACGCCACGCGCUGAUGAUGACAUGGACUUCGACGACAGCUGGGCUGACGAGGCGCGCAAGGCGGCAUCCGUCGAGCACAGCAUCAUUGCGCCCCUGUCCAACGCUACCAUGGUUGACACCAUCGCCUCGCGCAGCGGCGCCCAGCCUGAGCAGGUGCAGACAGCACUCAGCGACGUGCUCGCCAGUGCAGGGCGCUCUGUCAGGCGGGCUUGCACACCGGCCGUGGUGCCCGAGCGUAG